This is a messenger RNA of Colletotrichum orchidophilum, 1194 nucleotides long. RefSeq names its product SirQ. Bases 1 to 1194 code for a protein of 397 amino acids. The transcript is spliced from 2 exons. The record is from RefSeq and is a predicted model, not a curated record. NCBI's taxonomy places the organism in Eukaryota, Fungi, Ascomycota, Sordariomycetes, Glomerellales, Glomerellaceae.
AUGGCUCCUAAGUCGGCUAUUGUCUUCGGCGCCAGCGGUGUCUCUGGCUGGGCGUUUGUGAACCAGUUGUUGAACGAUUAUCCUUCGCAAGGCACAUGGGGUCAGGUCCAUGCAUUGUUCAACAGACCCCUUUCUCGCGAGAAGUUAGUUUGGCCGAACACCGAGAGACUGAGCAUCGUGUCAGGCGUGGACCUCCUCGGCUCCAGUCAGGAAGAACUUACGGCGACGUUGAAGAGCCAGGUGCCGGGCAUUGAAAAAGUGACCCAUGCGUACUUCCUGGCCUACAAGGCGAGCUUGACGGACGCUCUCCAAGAGGUCAGAGAUAAUGAGAAAUUGCUGCGGCAAGCCAUCACGGCCUUAGACAGCCUCGCCCCCACGCUUGAAUUUGUCGUCUUGCAACAUGGCGGCAGAUACUACGGGUUGCACCUUGGGGAAGACCGUCCCACAGACGGCAUUUUUCCCCCUUACAAAGAGAAUAUGCCAAUGAUCCCUCAGCCGUUUCGCGACGAGCUGUUUUACUACGCACAACUAGAGUGGUUGGAAUCUUAUGCGGCAGACAAGAAGUGGGGUUGGUGUGAGACUCGGCCUGAUAUCGUCAUUGGGUUUGCUCCCGGCCACAACGCCUACAACCUCGCAGCAACCAUCGGCGUCUUCUGCAGCCUGUUCCGAGAAAUUCAUGGCGAGGGGGCUGAGUGCCCUUAUCCCGGAACGGCGAAGAGCUGGAAAGCAAUCUGGAGCAGCUCAAGCUCUGACAUGCUUGCCCGACAGGCUAUUCAUGUGUCAUUGACCCCGCCAUACAGCCAACAAAAGGGUGAGGCCUAUAACGGAGCAGAUUCGUUGGAACCGUCUACCUGGAGCGAAAGGUGGCCUGCAAUUUGCUCGUACUUCGGGCUGAAGGGUGUCAAGCUAGAAGCCGAUGAUCCGAUCGAGAUGAGGGCCUUCAUCAAAGAAAACCACAAGGCGUGGGAGAGCAUGGAGAAGAAGUAUGACCUACAGCGCGGCUUUGCCGAAAGGCCUUUCCAGGUUCCCACAUGGGAGCAUGCUAUGGUGUCGGGGAUGGACUUUGACCGGCCUUAUGAUGUUAGUAAGAUAUACGGAACGGGUUUCACACAGGAAACAACUACGUUGCAGACUUGGAGCCCUGUCUUUGAAAGAAUGAGGGGCGCAAGAGUGAUCCCUUCGUCUUUUACUUAG